AUUUCGAUAAAACUGAAUUUUCAAUAAUCAAUGAUAAAUUUAUGAAUAUAACUACUAUACAAAGGGAAUCGAAAAUAUUCAUACUCUCUUCAAAUGAUUGUUUGGUGAAUUUGUUGCAAAAUAAUAAACGAAAUAUUCGUUUGGGUGACAAAAUAAUUUAUUGGAAUGAGAGAAAACCUCAUAAUAGUUUAUCAGAAAUAUUACAUGAUGCAGGAGUGGAUACGCAAACUUUACAUGAUUUUUUACCAUUAAUAAAAGUUUUAAAAGUGAAUGACGCCGCUGCCUUUACACACACAAAUCAAUCCUAUUUUGACGAAAGUUUUAUGAAUACGCGCGAAAUUUUCACAAUAGCGACGUUUGAAACUAAAUUACAUCAUGGCGAGAUAGAGUAUCUUCGUCUGGAUACUUUUGUUAUGGAGAUUUUAGCAAAAAGUAUUCAUUUACCUUACGUUUAUAUUAAGCCAACGAGAUAUGAAGGAUAUGCGGGAGUUUUUGAUCUAGUUGCUAGUGGAGAUGCUCAAAUUGUGUUGAAUUCUUGGUUUCUUGUUGAGAAAAUAGCAAUCGAAAAUAAGCCUACCGAUGUAGGGAUAAAAACUGUAGAAGAAUUUGUUAGAACCAAGAACCCAAUUUUUUGCACAAAGAACAUUGCUAUAGGGCUAAGGGAUUUGUUAGAAAAUGAUAAAUUGGGAAAGCAACUUUUGCCACGCAUAAAAACCUACUCGAAUCUCAGCGAUAAUAGCGAAGAAGAACAUAUUUUAACCAACUGUACAACAUUUGCCGUAAUCUUAGCAAGAAGUUCAGCAAGAUAUUUUUCAAAUUUGGCCAAAGAACAAGGAUUAGAUUUUUGUUAUAAUUUAAUUCCUGAGGCAGUAGUGCCCUCGAUAGUAACAUACCUUAUGGCCUAUAAAUCGCCCUUUCAUGAAAAAAUUGAUAAAAUCAUUUCUAGGAUUUUUGAAAAUGGACUGAUAGCUAAUUUUACCGCCGAUCCAAUAGUGAAAACUCAAGAAUAUAAUGAGGAACUUGAAAAAUCUGGAUUAACAACUUUCAGAGAAAGAUUACCGUGGAUUGUUUAUUUAUGUGGAAUAUUUUUGGCAACCAUUGUAUUUAUAUUUGAAGCAUUCAUUUGGCCUAAGCUUAUUGGACAAUUUAAAAAUAAAUAA
Molecule: messenger RNA, 1160 nt
Organism: Ceutorhynchus assimilis (cabbage seed weevil)
Lineage: Eukaryota; Metazoa; Arthropoda; Insecta; Coleoptera; Curculionidae
Source: the annotation of a GenBank genome assembly